Messenger RNA from Prorocentrum cordatum, 381 nucleotides. NCBI's taxonomy places the organism in Eukaryota, Dinophyceae, Prorocentrales, Prorocentraceae. The record is from the annotation of a GenBank genome assembly.
GCGCCGGCCGCGGUGGGGGCGCUGCGGGCGCUGGCGGAGGAGCUGCUGUGGGUGGUGCUGCUGGCGGUGCGCAGCUGCCCCAGGGAGCCCGGGUCGGAGCUGCACGACCGGCUGGCCAGCCUGCUGCUGUCCAUCGUCGGGCCAGCGCUCAGGCCCGUCGCGCGCCGCGUGCUGGCCCCUGGCAGCGGCACCGCCCGCCGUCUCCGGACCGAGUUCCCGCGCCUGUGGGUGCACCUCGGAUUCCGCGAGUCGGACGACGCCGAGCCCCUGCACGCCGCACCGUGGGGCGAGGCGGAGGCGGCGACGCUGGCUGGCGAGCUCCGGGCGUGCCGCGACAAGCUGCUGAACAUGGAUCUCGCAAGUGGCGCGCUGGCGGGCUGA